CUAAAUUUAUCUACCUCCUUGGCCAUAAAAGGCCAGGUCUAUGGCCCUGACUUUCUCCUGACUGCAGGCAUUAUUUUUGUACUGGCCUCCAGGGUCCAGUUUUUAGCCCUGCCUCUUUUUUUUCUUUCUUCAAUUCAACUUGGGUGGAUUCUUCAUUCCAUCAUUCAGUUCCACCUCUCCAUCGGAACCUUUCCACCAUCAUUAUUUAUUUGGACUUGAUAAUUUGACUCCUGAGACUCCUGAUUAAAACAAACCUCCAUAAAGACCUGCACAAAGUAGGGGGCCCACGAUGUCUUUGCCUUUCUACCAGAAGUACCAUGAGCACUAUGAUCGAGGUUACCGCAGCAAAGAUCUUCAAUCCACCAUGAGCCAGUAUCAGCAGGAGAAGAAAAGUUCUGCCAUCUACACUCAUGGCUCCACAGCAUACAGCCAUAUGUCUUCAGCCCACCGCCAGGCCUCUGAGGCCUAUGACUCCUCGGCCUCUAGGCAGGGCUCCCACAGCUACAGCCUUGGAUCUUCGGCCUAUUCCUUAGGAUCUGAAGUCAGUCAUAAAGCAUCAUCAGCCUAUGAUUAUGGCUAUGAUCUUGGACUUACAGAUUCUGCUCUAAUGAUAGAAGAUUAUUCCUCCAAGUCAAGUCCCAAAGCAAAAAGGGUAAAAAAAAGUCUUGUCUCUGGAGAAGAGAAAGAAAACCAGCCAAAAGACUACGUGGUACCUAUCUUCUCAGGGCGCCAAGUACAUGUCAAUGGAAUUACUGAUACAGAAGAGGAAAGAAUUAAAGAAGCUGCUGCCUAUGUUGCCAGAAGAAAUCUUAUGGCGACUGGUGAAGGUAUCACCACCACCAAGCAGUCCACAGUGUCCUCUCAGCAAGAGGAGCUUUUUGAGAAGAAAUCAAGAAAAGUGGCCAUACGGGAGAAGGCAGACCGCCUAGUACUAAGGAAAACAUUAGAAGAGACUGAGGAAUUUCAUAGAAAGUUGAAUGAAGAUAGCCUUCUUCAUGCUCCUGAGUUUGUCAUCAAGCCUCGUUCCCACACUGUCUGGGAGAAACAGAAUGUCAGAUUACACUGCUCUGUGUCAGGCUGGCCAGAACCACGGCUUACAUGGUACAAAAACCAUGUGCCCAUUAAUGUCCAUGCUAACCCUGGAAAAUACAUCAUUGAGAGCCGAUACGGAAUGCACUAUCUGGAGAUUAAUGCAUGUGAUUUUGAAGACACUGCUCAGUAUCGGGCUUCUGCCAUGAAUGUUAAAGGAGAGCUCUCCGCUUAUGCCUCCAUCGUGGUAAAGAGAUACAAAGGAGAGUAUGAUGAGACUCGUUUCCAUGCUGGAGCUUCCACCAUGCCCCUUAGCUUUGGUGUCACCCCAUAUGGCUUUGCUUCCAAGUUUGAGAUCCACUUUGAUGACAAGUUCGAUGUAUCUUUUGGAAGAGAGGGUGAGACGAUGAGUCUGGGCUGCCGGGUUGUAAUUACCCCUGAAAUUAAACAUUUCCAACCAGAAGUUCAGUGGUACAGAAAUGGGACACUUGUCUCUCCGUCAAAGUGGGUUCAAACACAAUGGAGUGGAGAUCGAGCAACAUUGACCUUUUCCCAUCUCAAUAAAGAGGAUGAGGGGCUUUAUACCCUGCGAGUACGGAUGGGAGAAUAUUACGAGCAAUACAGUGCAUAUGUCUUUGUUCGAGAUGCUGAUGCCGAGAUUGCAGGAGCUCCUGCUUCGCCCCUGGAUGUAGUCUGCUUAGAUGCCAACAAAGAUUAUGUCAUCAUCUCUUGGAAACAGCCUGCCGUGGAUGGAGGGAGCCCAAUCCUGGGUUAUUUCAUUGACAAAUGCGAGGUAGGCACAGACAUCUGGUCCCAGUGCAAUGACACACCCGUCAAAUUUGCACGCUUCCCAAUCACUGGAUUAAUCGAAGGUCGUUCUUACAUAUUUCGUGUCCGAGCUGUGAACAAAACUGGAAUAAGCAUUCCGUCCCGGGUUUCCGAACCUGUGGCAGCACUGGACCCGGUUGAUAGAGCCAGGCUUAAAAGUCAGCCUUCUGCGCCCUGGACUGGACAGAUCAUCGUCACUGAAGAGGAACCUGCAGAGGGUGUUGUUCCCGGGCCACCUACUGACCUCUCUGUGACAGAAUCCACCAGGAGUUAUGUUGUGCUUAGCUGGAAGCCGCCUGGUCAGCGAGGUCAUGAGGGCAUUAUGUACUUUGUGGAAAAGUGUGUGGCAGAUACAGAGAACUGGCAGAGAGUAAACACGGAGAUCCCUGUAAAGUCUCCUCGUUUUGCCUUGUUCGAUUUGGCUGAAGGGAAAUCCUACCGUUUCCGGGUUCGAUGCUCUAACUCGGCAGGAGUUGGUGAACCCUCAGAAGCAACAGAUGUUACUGUGGUUGGGGACAAACUUGAUAUUCCCAAAGCCCCUGGCCGAAUCAUACCAAGCAGGAAUACAGAUACUUCAGUGGUUGUUACUUGGGAGGAAUCAAAAGAUGCUAAAGAGUUGGUUGGGUACUACAUUGAGUCAAGUGUUGUUGGAUCUGGUCAAUGGGAACCAUGCAACAACAAUCCUGUGAAAGGCUCACGGUUUAUCUGCCACGGACUUGUUAACGGUCAAAAUUAUAUUUUCCGAGUCAGAGCUGUGAAUGCAGCUGGACUUAGUGAAUAUUCACAGGAUUCAGAAGCAAUUGAAGUGAAAGCUGCUAUUGGGGGAGGAGUGUCUCAAGGUGUGUGGCCUGAACUGAAUGAUAAAGCUGGUGGACUAACAGACUACAGGGGAGGCAUGCAUGAAGCCUCCCGGUCAACCUCUAAGAAAGCUGCUUUGCUUGAUAGUGGUGAUAAAUUUAACCAAUACACACCACCCAGUAGCUCUGAUAGACUGGACAAAGCAGAAGUCAGUAAAGUAAGUGAAAAAGUUCAGGAUAAGCAGGAACCUCCUCCAGCGUCGAAGAAGGGAGCCAUUAAGGGGAAAGCGGAAGUCAAAGAAGUAAGUGAAACAACAGUUCAGGAGGCUCUUGCGCCAUUGGCAGAACCACAGAAAGCAGCUGAUCAGGGGAAAAGUAAGUCUGAGCCUGCAGCCCCUGCAACUUUGGAAAAAGGGAAAAAGAAGAAGGCCGUAGCUGCUCCAUCUCCACCCUAUGACAUCACUUGUCUUGAGAGUUUCCGUGACUCAAUGGUUCUUGGAUGGAAACAACCAGAGAAGACUGGUGGAGCUGAAAUUACUGGCUAUUAUGUGAACUAUCGUGAGGUCAUUGGUGGAGUACCUGGGAAAUGGAAGGAGGCCAACAUUAAAGCUGUCAGUGACCAGGCAUACAAGAUAAGCAACUUGAAAGAAAAUAUGAUCUAUCAGUUCCAAGUGGCCGCUGUAAACCUUGCUGGAGUGGGGACUCCCUCUCAACCUAGUGCAUCCUUUAAAUGUGAGGAAUGGACCAUUGCUGUUCCAGGACCACCUCAUGGCCUGAAGUAUAGUGAAGUUAGGAAGACUUCCCUGGUUCUCCAGUGGAAACACCCGGUCUAUUCUGGUCGCACUCCUGUAACUGGUUUCUUUGUUGACAUGAAAGAGACAAAGGCUAAAGAUGAUCAAUGGCGAGGGAUAAAUGAGAAGGCAAUUCCAAACACAUAUUUGAAGGUCCAAAACCUCAAGGAGGGUGUCAGUUAUAUGUUUCGCGUCCGAGCCUUGAACCAGGCAGGGGUUGGGAAACCUUCUGAUAUUGCUGGUCCCAUUGUGGCAGAAACCCGGCCAGGAACCAAAGAGAUUGUCAUCAAUGUUGAUGAUGAUGGAGUCAUUUCACUGAACUUUGAAUGUGAUCAGAUGUCCCCAGACUCUAAAUUCGUCUGGUCCAAGGAUUAUGUACCAGUUGAAGACUCUCCUCGACUACAAGUUGAUACCAAAGGCAAUAAGACUAAAACUACUUUUAAAGACCUUGGAAUAGAUGACUUGGGAAUUUAUUCUUGUGACGUCACAGACACUGAUGGAAUUGCUGCAAGCUAUUUAAUAGAUGAAGAGGAGAUGAAACGCUUACUUGCUCUCAGUCAAGAACACAAAUUCCCAACUGUCCCACUUAAAUCUGAGUUGGCUGUAGAAAUCAUGGAGAAGGGGGAAGUUCGGUUCUGGAUGCAGGCUGAAAAGCUCUCAGGCAAUGCCAAGGUCAAUUACAUAUUUAAUGACAAGGAGAUUUUUGAAGGGCCGAAAUAUAAGAUGCGCAUGGACCGAAACACAGGAAUCAUUGAAAUGAUUAUGGAGAAGCUUCAGGAUGAAGAUGAGGGAACAUAUACCUUCCAAAUACAAGAUGGGAAAGCAACCAACAAGUCUACUCUUGUUCUUAUAGGCGAUGUCUAUAAAAACCUUCAGAAAGAAGCUGAAUUCCAGAGGCAAGAAUGGAUCAGGAAACAAGGACCUCAUUUUGCUGAAUAUCUCAGCUGGGAAGUGACUGGUGAAUGCAAUGUGCUGUUGAAAUGCAAGGUGGCCAAUAUUAAGAAGGAAACACAUAUUGUAUGGUACAAAGAUGAGAGGGAGAUAACAGUGGAUGAAAAGCAUGACUUUAAAGAUGGUAUAUGUACUCUGCUUAUAACGGAGUUUUCCAAGAAAGAUGCUGGUUUUUAUGAAGUGAUACUGAAAGAUGACCGAGGAAAAGACAAGAGCAGACUAAAACUUGUGGAUGAAGCUUUUAAAGACCUGAUGACUGAAGUCUGCAAGACAAUUGCUUUGUCUGCCACCGAACUGAAAAUCCAGAGCACAGCAGAGGGUAUCAGACUAUACUCUUUUGUUACUUAUUACCUGGAUGAUCUGAAAGUGAGCUGGUCCCACAACGGAACAGCUAUUAAGUAUUCAGACAGAGUAAAGAGCGGUGUCACUGGGGAGCAGAUUUGGUUGCAAAUCAAUGAGCCUACUCCAAAUGACAAAGGGAAAUAUGUAAUGGAGCUCUUUGAUGGCAAAACAACACAUGAGAGGAAAGUGGAUCUUUCUGGACAAGCCUACGAUGAAGCCUUUGCUGAAUUCCAGAGGUUAAAACAAGCGGCCAUUGCUGAGAAAAAUCGUGCCCGGGUGUUGGGAGGCUUGCCAGAUGUGGUCACCAUACAAGAAGGCAAGGCACUGAAUCUUACUUGCAACCUGUGGGGUGAUCCUGCUCCUGAGAUCUCCUGGCUGAAGAAUGAAAAGCCUCUGGCUUCAGAUGAUCAUUGUAUCCUGAAGCUAGAGUCUGGGAAGACAGCCUACUUCACCAUAACAGCUGUCCAAACUAAUGACUCUGGGAAGUACAGCCUGGUGGUAAAAAACAAAUAUGGUACCGAGACAAGUGACUUCACCGUAAGCGUGUUCCUCCCAGAGGAAGAGGCGGCCAAAGCUGCCUCUGAGACCCCAAAACAAAGUAAGAAGGCAAAGUGAACUUUAGGCUAAGGAAGAAAGGUAUGUGAGGAGAGAUGAAGCGGCCUGUGACAGGGGAAUGCAAGUGAUUUGAGCCAAAGAUAAGAAGCAUUCUUGGGACUGUCCACUGAGUUCUUAUGUUUGUGCUGCCCCUAGGGGCAUACGUGUGAAAUCUACCCACCGAUGAGGGCUACCUAUGCACACAGUUUUCCUUCCCAGUUACAUAAUUUCCUAAGCAAAAGGCAUGGAGAAAUAAAAGGCAAGACAUGAUUUUAAGGAAAAGGGCAGGAUGAGGUUAGUGGAAAGAGUGCCAGGGUGGUAAAGAGAUGCCUUCUAGGUCAUUAGAGUAGCUGGAAACCUUCUGCAGCCUGGACAGUUGGAGAGAAUGCCAUUAGAACGUAGCGUAGCAUGGCACACUGAGGCAAGGGGUUAAGCCAGCUGGUGUUUUUAUGUGCUACCUAAUAGAGAUUUGCAAGUUAUGUUAAUGCUGUUUUGAUGAUGAAACCCUCUUCACAUUGGCAAAUAAAGGCUCGUAUACCUUUCUUUUUAACCAUCAA
Molecule: messenger RNA, 5889 nt
Organism: Monodelphis domestica (gray short-tailed opossum)
Lineage: Eukaryota; Metazoa; Chordata; Mammalia; Didelphimorphia; Didelphidae
Gene: MYOM1
Product: myomesin 1
Biological process (GO): sarcomere organization
Cellular component (GO): M band
Molecular function (GO): kinase binding
Source: RefSeq, a predicted model, not a curated record